AUUAAAAUCAUUAGUGGGAUUUGACUAUCCUUACCAAUAGCGACUAAAACGAUGAACUCGACCCCUUCUUUCACCCAUGAUGACUACACAGUAGCUUGCAUCUGCCCCAUGAGCGUAGAACAGGCCAGCCUCGAGGCGAUGCUGGACGAGAUCCAUCCAGACCUUCCCACGGCCACCGACAAAAACAGCUACACGCUGGGUCGCAUGCACAAACACAAUGUCGUCGUGGCCGUGAUGCCCAGGAUUGGCAACAGCAGUGCCGCGUCGAUGGCCAACCAGCUGCUGAAUGACUUCCGCCGCGUUCGUUUCAGCUUUCUGGUCGGCAUCGGCGGCGGCAUCCCCAACCUACUGCGCGGCGUCGACAUCCGCCUGGGCGACGUCGUCGUGAGCAAACCCUCCGGGGUGUUUGGCGGGGUGGUACAGUUCCGGCAGGGAAAGCUGCUGCCCGAGGGUCAGUUCGAGCGCACGGGGGCCCUGCACCCACCGCCGGAUGUGCUUUCAGCAGCAGUGGCGCGGCUCGAGGCACUUCAUCGGCGUGCGGGGAGUGCCAUCCCACGCUACCUGCAGGAGAUGACGCAGAGAUAUCCCCGCAUGAAACGCGGAGGCUGUGUCUACCAGGGCGUGGAGAAUGAUCAACUUUUCCGGGCGGAAUACAAACAUGCCAAGAAAGAUUGCGAUAAUUGCGAAGAUUGUGAUCAAGCAGCAGUUGUACAACGCCCAUUUCGCGAGGACCGUGAGCCCGUGGUGCACUACGGCACUAUUGGCUCGUCAGAUGUGGUGGUUAGGGAUGGUCAACUGCGGGACUCCUUGCGCGAUGGAUUGAAUCUCUACUGCGUGGAAAUGGAGGCGGCCGGGUUGAUGGACUCCCUCCCCUGUCUGGUCAUUCGAGGUAUCUGCGAUUAUGCGGAUUCUCACAAGAAUAAACGAUGGCAGCCUUAUGCCGCUGCGACCGCGGCUGCUUAUGCGAAGGAGUUGCUGUCUUACAUCCCGAUUUUGAAUCGUCAGCAGCCUAGCUCAGCCAUAUUACAUAUGCAACACGUGGGAAAUGUUGUCAAUGGUAGCGUUCAUGGAGAUUUUGUGGCCGGGGAUAAGGUUGCUGGCGAUAAGCUUGUUGGAGACAAAGUGUGGCAAGGAUGGAGGUAA
Messenger RNA from Aspergillus homomorphus CBS 101889, 1143 nucleotides. Its product is annotated as purine and uridine phosphorylase. Gene Ontology annotation, molecular function: catalytic activity. The transcript has a single exon. The coding region runs from base 52 to 1143 and encodes 363 amino acids. The record is from RefSeq and is a predicted model, not a curated record. Lineage: Eukaryota; Fungi; Ascomycota; Eurotiomycetes; Eurotiales; Aspergillaceae. Gene Ontology annotation, biological process: nucleoside metabolic process.